Molecule: messenger RNA, 3474 nt
Organism: Microbotryum saponariae
Lineage: Eukaryota; Fungi; Basidiomycota; Microbotryomycetes; Microbotryales; Microbotryaceae
Source: the annotation of a GenBank genome assembly
AUGUCGAGGUUUGGCUACGCGCGUCCGAGGGAAACGUUCGUUUCGUCGCUCGAUAUCAAGCUCGAUGAUUCGACCCGCUUUGGCCCUCAGCCUGGUAGCGCGAGCGUCGAUCCGAGCGGUCUUGCAUCCGGAGCAGAGGGUGCAACGAGCACAGACCACAACGCCCAUGGUGCUCGACCAGGCUCUUCCAAAGGUCCUACAUCGCCUUUACCUUCCCACGACUCCGCCACGGCCUCACAAUCUUUCGCGGAUCCCUCGUCGAGCGCGGCGACAAUGUCGACGAACGGCAGCGCAGCCGCAAGUGGCGCCGCUCCCCCUGCCGCUGCCUUGGCCGCUGGGGGGGCGGCAGGAGGCCGGGCCAGUAAGAACCAUGCCUUGGCCGCGCUCGCAAUGGCGAAAGAACAAGCCCAAGCCCUUUCAGUCAUCGUUUCACCCGUCAAAGCUUCCGACUCGAACGCUUCGGCUUCGACAGGGGCUGCGAUCGGCUCGGCUUCCUUCUACGGCGGCGGGACCAGCAGCAAUGGCGCCGGCCCUAGUGGUGGUGUUGGCGCGUGCGCGGCUCGCUCAGGAAGUCACCCGGGACCCGCUCAGUCGGAGAACGGCGCCGGUUCGGACAAUGACGAUGCCGUUUCCAACUCGACCUCACACGACGCCCAUCACAGCAGUGGACCAUCGAGGUCCAAGAACCCCGUUCGCAAGUAUACCGCCGAGUUGCCCCGCGCCCCACCUCUGGAUUUUUCGACGAUCCGCACCCAUGCGCCGAGGUUGCCAAAUCCACCGGCUCGACCUCGUUCGCGCCCUGCUCGCAUGUUUGGUCUCCAACAUGCUCCCGUAUUCCAUCCCACGAUCGAGGAGUUUGCUAAACCGAUGGAGUACAUUGAGAAGAUUGCGCUCGAGGCGAGAGAGUGGGGCAUUUGCAAAGUCGUCCCACCGGAAGGGUGGAGACCCCCUUUUGCACUCAAUACCGAGGUCAGUUUGGGACGUACGUAUUACAAAUCGACGGAGUAUAGUACUAAUAUGUCGUCGCGUUUUGUGACACACUCCCCGCAAAUGCAGACCUUCCGUUUUAAGACACGGCUGCAGCAGCUCAACUCGAUGGAAGCGACCGCACGAGCGAGUCUUAACUUCCUUGAACAACUGUACCUCUUCCAUCGUCAACAAGGCUCGGUUGGCAUCCAUAUUCCGACGAUUGCAGGCAAGCCAAUCGACAUGUUCAAACUCAAGCGAGAGGUGACGAUGCUUGGGGGCUACCACGCCGUAUCUUCCCAGCGCAAGUGGAGCUAUGUCGGCAAAUCCAUGGGUUACAACACCUCGCUGAACAAUACGAUCUGCUCGCAAAUCAAGACGAGCUACUCCAAGAUCAUUUUACCCUUCGAAGACUACGUCAACCGCGUCAAGCAGAGUGGUGGGACCCCACCACCAGAUCCGAGCGCGGUGAACGUGGAUGCCGCGACGAACCCUUUCGAGGCGGCCGCCAGCGCUACUUCGACGAUCCCCGUGAAUGGUGUUGCUGCUGAAGAGGUACCGGCUACGAAUGGUGCCAACCCCGCCGAAGGGAGUGUUGCCGACUCCGUCAUCGCCUCGGCUUCGGAGAUGUUCAAUGCAGUGAUGCAGGAGACGACGGCGGCUGCUCAGGCGCAGGGGAAAGCGAGCGCGGAGAAUGGGAGCGACGUGAAAAUGGGCGGCCCGUCUUCAAGCGAAUCGCCCAAGAAGAAGGCUUCGGAAAAUGAGACGCCGGGUGAAGCAUGCGAGAUCUGCUCCAAACACAAGGAGCCGGAUCGUAUCGUUUUGUGCGACGGCUGCGACCACGGCUUCCACCUCGACUGCCUUUCGCCUCCGCUCGCCGAGGUGCCGAAAUCGCAGUUCUUCUGCGAGGCGUGCCUGCUGCAGAACGGAGCCGACUAUGGAUUCGAUGAAGGGGAGGAGCACAGCCUGUACUCGUUCCAGAAGCGCGCGGAUGCUUUCAAGCGCAAGUGGUUGCUCGAACAUCCCAUGCCGAAGGAGAAGGCUAGGGCUAAGGACUUUACACCGGCCAAAGGGUACGCGUACGUCAAUGCGCAGGGCGAGGCGGUCGAACCGCCACCGGUGGACGAGUUCACUGAACAGAUCGCAGUCGAGGACCAUUUUGAACGCGAAUUCUGGCGCCUCGUCGAAUCACCCCAUGAAACGGUCGAGAUUGAGUAUGGCGCGGAUGUCAACCACACGAAUGAUGGGGGUGGAUUGCCGAAUCUUGAGAUCCAUUCGAGUGAUCCUUACUCGCGUGAUGGAUGGAACCUCAACAACUUGCCCAUCCUUGCUGGGUCGCUCUUGAGGUACAUCAAGUCGGACAUUUCGGGCAUGACAAUUCCUUGGAUCUAUGUCGGGAUGGUCUUUUCGACGUUCGCCUGGCACAAGGAGGAUCAUUACACCUACUCGUGAGUUUAAUUAACUGUCUGUCGUAGCUGAGAUAUCACUUCGUCUGACACGAGUGUGCUCGCUUUCAUCAGCAUCAACUACCACCACUUUGGCGACACCAAGACGUGGUACGGCAUCCCCGGUGACGACGACGAGAAGCUCGAGGCGGCGAUGAAGCUCGCAGCCCCGGAGCUGUUCGACCAGCACCCCGAUCUGAUGUGGCAGCUCGUCACGCUCAUGUCGCCCGGUCGCCUGAAGAAGCACGGUGUGCGAGUCUGCGCUUGUGAUCAGCGGCCGAACGAGUUCGUCAUCACCUUCCCGCGCGCCUAUCAUUCAGGUUUCAAUCACGGCUUCAACUUCAACGAGGCCGUUAAUUUCGCUCUGCCCGACUGGCUCCCGACGGGCAUCGCUUGCGUCGAGAGGUAUCGUUUGAUCGGCAAGAACCCAGUCUUUUCACACGACGAAUUGCUGGUCACGAUCUCGCAACAUGAGAAGGGGCCCCGAGCCUCGCGUUGGCUGCUGCCUUCAUAUCGCGAGAUGGUGGAACGUGAACUCGCGGGUCGUGAAAAGCUACGUCGAUUGCUCCCCGGUCUCAUUCAAGGUGUCGAUCCGACCGAGUUGGACGAAGAGGAGUACCAAUGCGCGCAAUGCAAGGUAUUGUGCUACCUCUCGCAAGUGCUUUCACACGACAUGGAGCAAGUUGCUUGCCUCGACCAUUACCAGUCCAUCACCAACGUCGACGCCGAGCAUCCUUUGCAACUUCGCCUCAAGUUCUCGGACGAGACGUUGUCGAGCAUGUUGGUUCGCGUCAAGCAACGCUCCGACAAGGCCGGCAAGUUGCCGAUGGACGUUCUAAUUGGCCCCAUCGAGACGGCGACACCGGUCGCUUCUACGGACCUUCGAACGACGGGGAGGAAACGCAAGCCUUCUGCUCUAGCGCUCGAAGCCGCCGAAAGUGAGGAUGUCAUGUCCCUGUCGGGGGAGAUCUCGACGCCUCCGAAUGGUCGUGCGGCGCAAAGGGCUAGAAUGGAGACGUUCCAGCCUGUUCUUGAAGUCCCGCAGCCCAUGGCCACGGUCUGA